Molecule: messenger RNA, 22611 nt
Organism: Zootoca vivipara (common lizard)
Lineage: Eukaryota; Metazoa; Chordata; Lepidosauria; Squamata; Lacertidae
Gene: SETBP1
Product: SET binding protein 1
Biological process (GO): regulation of DNA-templated transcription
Cellular component (GO): nucleoplasm
Molecular function (GO): histone H3K4 methyltransferase activity; DNA binding
Source: RefSeq, a predicted model, not a curated record
GCCUCCAUUUCUUCCCCUUCUAUUUGCCAGGAGGUGAUGGGAGCAGUGGCCAUGAUCUUGGUUUUUUUGAUGUUGAGCUUCAGACCAUAUUUUGCGCUCUCCUCUUUCACCCUCAUUAAAAGGUUCUUUAAUUCCUCCUCGCUUUCUGCCAUCAAGGUUGUGUCAUCUGCAUAUCUGAGGUUGUUGAUAUUUCUUCCGGCAAUCUUAAUUCCGGCUUGGGAUUCAUCUAGUCCAGCCUUUCGCAUGAUGAAUUCUGCAUAUAAAACUUAUUCCCCAACUUAUUCCUCGUACCUACGGGACCGCCUCUCCCGGUAUGACCCACAGAGGACAUUACGGUCCACAAAUAAUAACAUAUUGGAGAUCCCGAGUCACAAGGUGGCUAGGCUGGCCUCGACCAGGACCAGGGCCUUCUCAGUACUGGCCCCGACCUGGUGGAACGCUCUGUCCCAGGAGACUAGGGCCCUGCGGGAUUUGUCAUCUUUUCGUAGGGCCUGCAAGACAGAGCUGUUUCGUUUGGCCUUCGGACUGACGCAGUCUGACCCCACGGUUACCCUCCCCUAAGGUUUUAUUUAUAAUGGUUUUAUCUUAUUCGUAGAUUUUUAAUUUUAAAAUUGAAUUUUAACAUUGUAUUAUUCUGUUGUUUUAACUGAAAUGUUUCUUUUAUAUUUGUGUUGAUAUUAUUUGUUGUUAGCCGCCCUGAGCCCGGUCUUGACUGGGAAGGGCGGGGUAUAAAUAAAAAUUAUUAUUAUUAUUAUUAAUAACUUAUUGUGUCCAGAUUUUUACAUCUUGAAAUAUGGCAACUCCUCAUUUACACGAGGAUUUCAUUCCAAGGUACAGUGGUACCUCGCAAGACGAAUACCCUGCAAGACGAAUUUUUCACAAGACGAAUGCGUCUUGCGAUCUGAUGGUGACUCGCAAGAUGAAUUCGUUUUGCGAAAAAUUCGUCUUGCGAAUCGGAGUUUUCCAUAGGAAUGCAUUGAAAUUUAAUUAAUGCGUUCCUAUGGGCAAAAAAAGAGAGAUUUCAAUGCAUUCCUAUGGGAAACCGUGAUUCGCAAGACGAAUUUUUCGCAAAACGAAUUGACUCGCAGAACGAAUUAAAUUUGUCUUGCGAGGUAUCGCCAUACGUUGCAUUUAAGUGAAAUUGUGUAUAUUUGAAAUACUAUUGGAAAAGCCUGCAAAGACCUCUGCAAACCCUUGGAAAACCCUUUAAAAACGCAGCAGCAUUGACCAGAUGCCAGACUCUGUCAAACUCUACCACAAUCUCUCCCUCCAAAUGUCUUUGCUCAAAUUCCAACUCUCCACAUGCAGAGGCUCAUGAUAUUGCCAGGUGCUGUUUUCAUGCCCUUUUGUUAAGAGUGAUGGGGUAAACUACAGUUCCCAGAAUUCUUUUGGGUCAAGCCAUGUACUUUGACUGCAUGGUGUGGGUGUGACCCAGGAGUGGGGAAUUUGUUAAGGGGAUUCUGUUCCGCUUAGUGAGUGUAAUAUCCAGCGACCCCCUAGAAAGUGGUAAAUCUUUCUCCCUGUGCCUUCAUCUUGACAAAAACGAAACAAAAAACCUCUUCUUCCAAGAUCCAGCCAGGCCAAUGUUAUUUUUCCUCUUGUGCCAAAUACUUGUGUUUUUCUUUCCUUGGGGGGAGCAGUUUCUUUAGGAAUGUGGUGCAUAUUUGCAGGCCACAGUCACACUUGUACUCCACCCCCCCCCUCCAACAUUCACACUGCAAUAAAGAAGGAGGAGGAAAAAGCCUAUUCAAAGCUCUGACAGAAUAUGCAAUUCAAAAAUACGGCUUUAAUUUAACAUGUAGUUUGGCACACAUUUCUCUCGGGUGCCUCAUCUAAAGAUAAAUGUUUACUGCACUGGCUAUGAAGUUAUUGUAAAUGUUGGCGGUGUGUGUUUUUCUUCCUCCACAUUUACGGCGGCUUUUCCACGCUUGCUCUAUGAAUAGUUUUUGUGCAGCUAACUUUGGAAUCGCAGAGGGAAAGGAGAAGGGAGAAAAUGUGGGCAAGGGAGAAAAAUGGCUCAGGGAGGGAUUUAUUUUGUGUGGUUUUUUUGUUUUUCUUUGUUGUAAAAUGAAAGAUUAACUGGUCUGGCAUAUAAAAUACCGUGGGCAAAGAUUCAGAAGGUGCCACAGAGGGAGAAAAUGUAUGAAGUGUUAACAGGGGGCAAAGAUCUGUUGAGAGAGACCCAAACCGAGCUUGCCACCAUGAACAAAGUAUAUAUGGUAUCUGAAGAAGUGUGCAUGCACACGAAAGCUCAUACCAAAAUAAAAACUUAGUUGGUCUUUAAGGUGCUACUGAAGGAAUUUUUUUUAUUUUACUUCGAUCCAGACCAACACGGCUACCUACCUGUAACCAAAGUAUAUUUUGUUGCUUUUAGAGCUCCCAAUCCAGUUUUGAUGAGGUAAUAUAUGCUAAAAUACACUCUCACCCCAGACUUGGUGGGCAGGAAAGGAGGUCUUCUGGGUGCCCAGACAGUAAGGUGUUGGCUUGUCAGUGUACAGCUGAGUUGGCAGUUGACGUUUGUUGAUUCUGGCAAACCGUCAUUACCGAAGUAUUUCUUUCCCUCCUCAUUCGGUAUGGUGAGGAGAAUUUUCUCAUUCGCUUGAUUCUUCCUUUGUGGUAGAUUAAAAAGCUUCCCUCCCACCCUCUUUUUGGGCUGAGAGGGACUUCAGCUGGUUGCUAAAUGGACUUCAGAUAUCUCUGGAUAAUCCAUCUUUGGGAAGAUUGUGUGGAAAUCACAGCUGCCGCAGCUACUUCACUGCUUUACAUGCAGAAGGUCUCAGGUUCGAUUUUCAACAGAUGCCAUGUCCAAAACCACAGAAAGUUGCUGCCAGCCAGUGUAAGCAAUACUGUGCUCGAUAGACCAGUGCUCUGACUCUGAAAUAUGGCAACCCUAUGUAAUCACAUGUGCGACUUGAGCCCUCUGCACUGAAGCAUCAUGCCCAGAGGGAUUCUCAUAGGGCAUAGGCAUUGACAGCUGUAGGCCCAGAAGCCUAAUCCUGCCCACAAAUUUCAAUAGCAUGCAAUGGAUAGAUUGAGGGACAUUUCUUUCUUUACCUGGAGAAUUUGUCAGGGAGGGGACAGUCUGAGAAGAGCAGGCCCUGGUCUCCUCUCUACCUGCCUCUCUUGCUGCCCGCAUUAUGAAAAGCAGCCUCCCUGGGUGUUUUUCUCCUCUCCUCUUCCUCCAGCUGCAGGGCACCCAGUUGGCAAAGACUGGGCUGAAGAGAAUCAAGCUGUGUGCGUAUGCGUACACAGGAGAUCUGAAGAAGGGAGUGUAUUGACUUCCACUCGAUUUACUGGAGCAAUUGAGUAUGUCAGUGAAAUGCGACCGGCUCCUUUAGCUGUCACACUGAGACUGUCCUGCCACCGCUCUCAAUAGCUUCGAGUUUCCGAUCCUUUCUCUGAUUAGCUCGGGGAGAGAACAUCAAAUGCAGGGAUGCUUGGAGUGUGGGAGGGAAGGGAGAAACUCCGAGCAGUUACCUAGGAGUCAGUUUACAGGCUUCAAAGUGCUGUCAGUUUUUAUCGCGAUGGCACGUAGCACUGGGCAAGGAGCAAAUAAAUGCUCUUGAGUGCAAUUUAGAUUCUUCUCUUUGGGGAACGGAGCCCAUACACAAACCGAUAACACUGGAGACACAAAGAAGACAGGCCCCCUUCCAGUAUGGGAGCCAGCGGCCAAGUUUCCUCCUCUUUCAUGAAGUUAUAAAGACCUUGUUUGAGGUCUAACAUUUCCUCCCACGGGGAAGGCUCUCCCUGUAGGCGGGAGAGACUCAGGGUCCCUCUGGGAAGCAGGCAAGAGUGGUAGAGCACCUGAUUAUUGGGCUUGAGGUUCCAGGUCUGACCUGGUACCAGACAUGGUGUCCUCUGCAGAUGAGCAAGAGACACCCCACAGGUUGUUGACCUUAAGGAGUAGGCAGAGUCCUCUGGAACCACUUCUGAGAAUCCCACUGCUGAGGGGCCCACUGGGUUGGGACCUGCCAGGGGUCAGCAAACUUUUUCAGCAGGGCACCGGUCCACUGUCCCCCAGACCUUUUGGGGGGCCAGGCUAUAUUUUGAAAAAAAUAAUAAUGAAUGAAUUCCUAUGCCCCCCAAAUAACCCAGAGAUGCAUUUUAAAUAAAAGGACACCUUCUACUCAUAAAAAAACAUGCUGGUUCCCGGACCGUCCACAGGCCGGAUUUAGAAGGCGAUUGGGCCGCAUCCAGCCCCCGGGCCUCAGUUUGGGGACCCCUGUGCUAGGGAAUCCCUGGAGUUGCCAGAAGACAUGGUAGACGUUCCCCUCAAAGGCCUCAAGAAUCCCGGCUGGUAACUAAGAUCUUAACCUUGGUUCUCCCCAGACCUAAUCCAACAUGCCGGGAGUGGGUGGCGCUGUGGUCUAAACCAUGGAGCCUCUUGGGCUUGCUGAUCGGAAGGUUGGCAGUUCGAAUCCCCACGACAGAGUGAGCUCCUAUUGCUCUUUCCCAGCUCCUGCCAACCUAGUAGUUUGAAAGCACACCAGUGCAGGUAGGUAAAUAGACACCACUGUGGCGGGAAGGUAAACAGCAUUUCCAUGUGCUCUGGUUUCUAUCACAGUGUUCCGUUGCACCAGAAGUGGUUUAGUCAUGCUGGCCACAUGACCUGGAAAGCUAUCUGUGGACAAACGCUGGCUCCCUUGGCCUGAAAGUGAGAUGAGCGUUGCAACCCCAUAGUCGCCUUUGUCUGUACUUAACUGUCCAGGGGUCCUUUACGUUACCUUUACCUUACCUCUCCUUUCUGUAACCUUAAAUAACAUUCUGAGGAUAUCCAGGGUUCUUCUCCCAGCUUUAAAGCCACUUGUUUUAACCAGUUGCCAAGCUAGGAGAUGGCUGUUCCAAGGCUGUGAAAUUUAGAAGGGAGACUUUGUAGAAAGUGCUUUGAAAAUCCCAACUGCAUUAUGACAUUCGCUGAAACUUCUGCUGGUGAGAGAGUGAGAGAGGACUGUCCUGCCGGAAAGAAUGUGAGCAAAAAAGAAAGAAAGAAAAAAGAAGCAGAGUUCUCCUUUUAGGGCGUUUCAAAGUGAGUGCCGGACACAUACCUUCUGUGACCUUUCUUUCAGAUAAGUCCUGCUUGCAGCCGGUGCACAAGGAUUUCGCAUUCCAGAGGCAGGACUGGUUUGUGAAGGUGUGUGUGAGAGAGAGAGAGUGAGAGGGGGGGAGAGAGAGAGGAGAGAGAACGAACCUGUUGGGCCUUCCCUUUUACUACCUCCCUUUCUAAUAAUCCUUUUAAGGUUUUGUUUAUUUAGUGAGUGAUGAGAUGCCUCAGAUAUUUCAUACCUUUUAGACUCGCUCUGAAUCUCUCAGGCUUAUCAGGAGCUCAGAUCUGCUUCUCUAAGCUCUCCCUUGUCACUUGGUGAAAAUGGGGCAGAGAUUCCUAAACCCAAAAUUUAUGUCCACUACUUGCUAGUCUAAAAAUGCCUUCCUUUUUCUUUUCGUUGGUAGUGUUGUUUCUUGUUUGUGUGGUGAUGAUUCUGUUGCUUCUUUUAGCAAUAAUGUUGCAUGGAUUGUGACUGUGGCAAAAAUUGGAGAUCCCUCCCCCUUUUAGUUGCUACUGUAGCCAGUUGUUGCUUUUGAGACAUACCCACAACCACAAUGCCUAAACUUUUCCAGGUUAUCAUGGAUUAAUAGUGGGGCAUAGUUAUUGCUCAUUUGUUAACACAAUAGCCAUGCGUCUUCCUUUGAGGAAACAGUUUUUAAAGUUAAGUUUGGCUUAUUAGAUUUAUUUAUUGCUUCACACAAGCAAGGAAGAGUCCUGAAGCGAUUUAAAAGAACGAUAAAACAUGAAAUGCAAUAUACAGGCAAGGAUUGGCUAGCACCAGUGAUGUUGCCCAUGAUGCACAAACUUCAAACCCCAUGUGUGACUGAAGCAUUCAACAACCUUCUAUGCAGAGCCUUGCCCACCUGCAAAAAUAAAAAUAAAAAUAUAUCAUAUAUCUCACAGUGCAAAGCUUGGAGGUACCUCUGUAUCAGUUUCAGUACUGUCAGAUUUGUCUUCAGGUUUGACUUCAGGGUUUGUUUGUUUUUUUGCUAGAUGUGGCAUAUAUUUAAAUUAUAGAACUUCCUCCCACAGGAGGCAGUGAUGGCUUGAAAAGAGCGUUAGACAAAUUUGUGGAGGAGAAGAAUAUUGUUGACUACAAGGCACAGUGGCUGUGCUGUGUCUCCACAGUCAGAGGCCACAAUGCUUCUGGAUAUCAGUUGCUGGAAAUUGCAGGAUGGAAGAGAGGACCUUGGCACUCAGUUCUUGCUUGCAGGCUUCCUGGAAAAGGGGCACUUGGUUUGCCACUGUGAGAACAGGAUGCUGGACUAGAAGAGCCAAUGGCCUGAUCCAGCAGGACUCUUCUGACAUUCUAAUGUCACUGCGAUACAAAGGCUAAAAUGCAGGGAGAGAGAACUCUUGUAAUUGAGCCCUGAUAAGGCAAAGGAUGGAUGGGUGCAAAUUCCACUUUUCGAGAAUCUCCAUUUUAAUUCUUUGAUUUCCUUUUUAAAAGCAAGUUUCUAGAUGUCAAGGCUGUGAGAUAGGCUUCAAAGGAUGCAGGCAGUGCAUUCUGGCGUCAACAGUCAGGGCUUUGGUGAUCUGCCUCCUUGCUUCUUCUCCUGACUAGCAACUAUAUUGUAUUGCAUAGGAAUCUGCUUUAUACUAAGCCAAGCCAUUGGCACUGAUGCAGCUCCCCAGUAUUUCAGAUGAGAGGAAGCCAGAACUAUGCAAAAUUUCCAACUGGCAGAAUUGUGCAAGAUAAGAAAGAAAAGAUAUUUGCUGCAUUAGCACACUUUAUUCAGCACUAUAGUGGCAUGGAUUAGGACGCGAGGGAAACAAAACCCUUCUCCAAAGCCCCUUCGGUAUCUGCAGAUUCCGUUUGCAAGAUGAAGACUUCUCAUCACUAAAGGAGUUCAUUCCCAGCCAGCCUUGUCGCUAUUUUCCUGGGAUGGAGCUGGCGAGUGGUUGCCAUGGUGUUGCUUUUUAGCUGAUUUAGUUGAUUACAUUCCUAGUGGCUGCUUUAUCUGAAUUCAGGUUUUGGCACAGCUAAUGAUGAUGGCUCCUGCGCAGAGGAUGUCUUUCGUCUCCAGAAAUCCUACAAAUUGCCAGAAGAAGCUGAAAGCCUCUGUGUUGUUAAGCGGUUUUCUUUUCAUGUAUUUGCAGCAUAAGCAUCUCGUAUGCUCCUUCGGCGUUCAGCAUCUUACCUGGAGCAGAAUGCAAGUUCUGUUUCUCUAGACAUCUUUUCAGGGUGUGUGAAACCUGGCCCUUUAUUUCUGUGGAGUUUUCCACCUUUCCACCCUGUUGUCUCAGAUAUCCCCAGAUGCUCCAUGGAGUGUCUUUGCCAUCUUUGCUUGAAACACCUGCAGGUGAAUUGCAUGAGCAUCUGAAUACAGAUGCUGUGUGCAGCUUUCAGUGAGAUGUGUGCUUCUGUUUUUGACCUCAAUUCAAUAUUCUGGUCUUAUACUCUUAGAGACUUGGGAAUCUGGGUAUCUGAAAGUUGGCCUUCUUUCACAUAAACCUACCUAGUAGUUGAGAUCUGCUUUCAGUGGUGAGGCAAUCAUCUGCCGCAGAAAGGGUCAUUCAGAUGUGCCAUCCAAAUUUUGGAAACUCCUCCCUAGACACACAUGACUUAUUCAUUAUAUUUUGGCUCCAGGUGAAGACUGCCCUGUUCUUCUGUGUCUUUAAUGACUCUUAAUGAUGUUUGAGACCUUUUCAUUUGCCUUUUGCGGUAUGCUGAUGUUCCAUUUGGUUUCCUAGUUGUUGCAUCCAGUGAAGAUUCAUGGCAGACCCAAUGACCUAGAUGAAAUGUGGAAUUUGCUCCCGUCAGAUUGACGCCCAACUUAGUGUGGGCACUCGAUCCAGUUCCCUGAUCAUUUGUCUUCCUUGAUCGAAAGUAAAUAUGAUAGGGCCCCUAAACUUGACAAGAACAUAAGGAGAAUCUGACUUCUGGGUCAGAUUGAAUUGGAUGGAAAGUGGGCUAUGGGAAGACUUCCUGGCUUGCAGAAUGGCUACAUUUGCUUCAUAAAUGGAUCUCUGUUUGGUAUUGAAUAUGCUUUGCUGAAACUGGGUGACCCUGACUUCCCCCCAGAGCCAUUGCAAUAACUGUGGCAUCCCUUGGCUCAGGAGUAGCCAACAUAGUGCCUUUCAGCUUCUGUGGGUCUCCAGCCCCAUAAUGAGAGUCCAGUAACAUCUGGAGAGCGUCAGUGUUGGCUAGUCUUGCCUUAGGCAGUAAGCUUGAGAAGGGAAGCCUGGUGUGUGUGUGUGUGUGUGUGUGUGUGUGUGUGUGUGUGAUGAGACACAGAGGUGGAUACACUCAAACCUUUCUGCGCAAGACUUUCCUUCCUUCCCUCCUACCCCAGCAAAUAUUAUGAUAGGUUUAGCUCUGUAGGCUGAGAAAUGUCUUUCAGACUUCCUCAGCGCUAUCCUCCUUUUGACCGGCUCUCCUAGUGAUAUAUUAAUUAGCCAGAGCGCUGCAGACUAACGAGCAGUUGCAGGCCAAUCUCUUUAAAUGUUAAUGCUUAACUAGAAAAACAGGACCGGCUACCUGACAGGCAUGGAUCAGGGUUCUUUCCUUGUCUGGCCACAAAAAGAAGUUUGCCUGCUCAGACGGGAAGGUGUUGAGUUUCCUAAAGGAACGGAAAAGGUGGGAUCCAACGAGAGCCAUUUUGCAGACGCCGAGGCUGCUGGAAAUGCUCAAAAACUGCAGAUGUCCUGAAUUGAUAUUAAUGCCAGCCCCGGCCUUCUGUGAAAGACUUGGGUGUGCCUGUUCUUGGCAUCACAUUUGGCUUCCAGCUGUUCCUGAUGAUCUUCGCACUGUUGUUUUCUGCUCAGGAGGCCUAUUCCCAGGGAGAUCCCUUCAGAGAUGGGGCGAAGAGGGCCUAACCCUUCAGCCUUUUCAAACCCACCUUUAACCCAGAACAUGCAUUUGGGGAUCCAUUUCUUUCUUCUUCUUCUUCUUUUACCAUAUAUUUGUAUGCUGAUAGAUGUGUUGUUACGACGCACCUUAGAACAGGCCACAACCUGGUCAUGAGUUCUGGAUCACCAGUUGAAGACCAGUGGUCUAACAUGAUAGAGGACUCUUUCGCCCGCUUGGUGCACUCAAAGAUAAUAUGCUCUUUAGCCGUCAAACUCCUGAAAUGACAAUAUUCUUAGCCAUAAAAAAUCAUAGCCUCCCAGCUCCUUGAAAGGUUAUCAGCAUUUCUGUGAUAAGAAGGGAAGCUUGUGCCCUAUUUGCUCAUCUUCUCCUGUGUCGUUCAGAAGUGACAAUUGCCACAAUAGCUGCGGCCAUUCCUGGACCGUGAAAGCCUGGCGGCAGCUAGACUAAUGACUAGGAGCGGCCGGUGAGACCACAUAACACCGGUCCUGAAAUACCUACAUUGGCUCCCAGUACGUUUAUGAGCACAAUUCAAAGUGUUGGUGCUGACCUUUAAAGCCCUAAACGGCCUCAGCCCAGUAUACCUGAAGGAGCGUCUCCUCCCCCAUCGUUCUGCCCGGAGACUGAGGUCCAGCGCCAAGGGCCUUCUGGCGGUUCCCUCGCUACGAGAAGCUAAGUUACAGGGAACCAGCCAGAGGGCCUUCUCGGUAGUGGCGCCCACCCUGUGGAAUGCCCUCCCACCAGAGGUCAAAGAGAACAACAAUUAUCAGACCUUUAGAAGGCAUCUUAAGGCAGCCCUGUUUAGGGAAGCUUUUAAUGUUUGAUGGAUUUCUGUAUUUUAAUGUUUUGUUGGAAGCCGCCCAGAGUAGCUGGGGGAACCCGGCCAGAUGGGCGGGGUAUAAAUAAUAAAUUAUUAUUAUUAUAUUAUUAUUCAUAUGUUGGAUUGCUGCAAUGUGCUGUAUGUGGGGCUUCCCUUGCACUUUAUCUGAAAGCUACGGUUAGUGCAGAGUGCUGCAGCAUGAUUUCUGAAAGGAGCAAGGCCUUGCCAGCAUCCGACACUUGCACUCACGAGAUCGGUACUGGCCGUCAAUUUGCAACCAGGCCAGGUUGAAGGUGUUUCUGUUAGUAUGUAAAGCUUUCAGCAGCUUCAGAACAUUUUCCCUAUGAGAGUACCUUACAUUCUGCAUUUGUAAGAAACCAAUCUUUUAAUGUGGCAUCACCUAUAAUCAUCACCACCCUCAUUUAUUUGUACCCUGCCCAUCUGGCUGGGUUUCCCCAGCCACUCUGGGCAGCUCCCAACAGAACAUUAAAAGCAUGAUAAAACAUCGAACAUGAAAAACUUCCCUAAACAGGGCUGCCUUCAGAUGUCUUCUAAAAGUCAGAUAGUUGUUUAUUUCCUUGACAUCUGAUGGGAGGGCGUUCCACAGGGCGGGCAUCACUACCAAGAAGGCCCUCUCCCUGGUUCCCUGUAACCUCACUUCUUGCACUAUGGGAACCACCAGAAGGCCCUCGGAGCUGGACCUCAGUGUCCAGGCUUAACAUUGGGGGUGGAGACCCUCCUUCAGGUAUACUUUGGAACUUUGCCUAUUGACAUCAGGCAGGCACCUUCACUGUACUCUUUCUGGCACCUGCUAAAUAUUUUGUUGAGACAAACAGAUAUCUAGAAUGUUGAUCAUAGAAUCAUAGAAUCACAGAAUCAUAGAAUCAUAGAGUUGGAAGAGACCACAAGGGCCAUCCAGUCCAACCCCCUGCCAAGCAGGAAACACCAUCAAAGCAUUCUUGACAUAUGCCUGUCAAGCCUCUGCUUAAAGACCUCCAAAGAAGGAGACUCCACCACACUCCUUGGUAGCAAAUUCCACUGCCGGACAGCUCUUACUGUCAGGAAGUUCUUCCUAAUGUUUAGGUGGAAUCUUCUUUCUUGAAGUUUUUUCUUUCUUGAUGUUUGUUUUUACCUGUUUUUAGUUUAUCACUGAUUAAUUUUUUUAGACAUUCUGAAAUUACUGGUUUUAACUGUUUCUACUGAUAAUUUUAUUGUUUUAUUAUUUUUGUAAACUGCUUUGAGGGUUGUUGUUGUUGUUGUCAUUUUACAAUCAAGCAGUUUAUAAAUUUUAGGAAACAAACAAACAAGCCUUUGCUUGCCUCCCUGCACAGCCCUAAAAAUAACCAUUUGCAUUUGCUAGAUCUGUAAAAAACCAGAGUGGGGAAAAAAAAGAACUGCGUUGACCUGGGGCAGGGGUGGGGGGAAGAACACAUUUGGUUGCAAGAUGACCAACCUUCUGCUUUUUUAACUGUACUAACUGUAUUCAGAAGUGACACAUCAGAAACAGAAAGGCAUUCUUAGUGACACUUGGGGGGGGGGGGGAGAGACCUGUUUAAAAACCAAAAACCGAAACCCAACAACCUGCCACAUUAAAAGGACAGACUCAAAACAGUGCUGGCAGUUUUUCAAGCCAAAGCCAUGUGCUCCUUUAUGUGUGGAUACAGGAGUGCUUUUAUUGCUGUCUCCCUCCUGACUUUUGACAUGAGUGGGCUGAGAGAGGGAAUAGAAGGACCCUGUUGAGUUCAUAAGCAGCAGCCACAGCAGCAAUAGCUGACUUAAUGGAGUGCUAUUGACUUUAGCUAAAUUUAGAACGCAACGUAAUGUACACAGAGAGGAUCACAUGUAAUAACCCAGGACAGAAUGUGCCGGUCAGAUUUUCGAACAUUGUUUCUUCCGAGACGCUCUCCUGGGUCUUGCUGCUCUUGUAGCUGUUUCUCACACUCGCACACUUCGAGUGCGGCUGUCAUGAUUGUGCAAAAGCAUCCAGUGUUUCGUUCCACCCAAAGGGAGGAGGAGACGUCUCUGCGAACCUCUAGAUUUAUGUAUUUUGAUGCAGGUUUAUGACAGACUGCAAAAACAUUCUGCUGUGCACUAUGAUCCCGUCCUCCAGCAAGACUUCACCAGUGACACCUUAAAAUCGCGGCACCAGCAAAAAAGCAACAACCAGCAUCAUCUCGACUGGUCGGUGAGCUCUGAAUCUGGGCCAGCUCCUCAAGCCUGCUUCAUUGCCCCAGAGCCACACCGAGAAGCCACCAAGAUCCCUGGUUCGGAGCCCACUGUAUCUUUCAGCAAGUCCCAAGUGAAGAAAUCUAACGCCAGCAGCACCUGGGCUCAGUUGUCAAACGGUAAUAAUAAAGACCUUGCAGCAUGUAGUGCAGUCCCAGGGUCAAAUAGCCUCAGCGCAACUUCCCAGCCAAACAAACUGUCUGAUUGCAAUGGUUUUCCGCCCCUAGUGAGUCAAGAGGGAGAGGGACAGGUAGAAGCCCUCAACCAGCCCACUGGCAGCACAAAGAAGAAAUCCAGUAAGAAAGACUUGGUCAACCAAACCAUCCAAAAUGCAGACAUAGAAUGGUUGAAAAAUCCGCAGAAGUCAUUUGAAGCCAAAACCCACGACAGCAUGGAAGGGAAGAAGGAAUCCAGCUCAACCAAGCCAUCACCCCCCAGGCAAAGCCCACAUUCUGCCAACACGUCUGAAAACGAUUCGAGUCACGUACGGAUUACUAUCCCAAUCAAGACUCCAGUAGUGGAGACACCUGGUCACAAAAGGAAGAAGCGGCAGUCUGCAAAAGCCGUUGUCGACAAGAGCGUCCCAGAGAAAACCUCUCCUUCCGGGCAUCCUGUGAGCAGCGAUGUAGCCAGCAUGACUAACGCACAGGCAGAGGCGUGCAAGAAAGACCUGCGAGUUACAAAGCAAGGGAAAGCGAUGGAAAGCGAGCCUCCGUUGGUACCGGUGGAAAGCAAUGAGAUAGUCAGCAAAUCUCCCACGGCCAACACCUCCAGGCUCAGAAAGUCCGCAGUUGUGACGUCUGCUUCAGUUACACACAUGACAUCUGCUUCCGUUACACACAAUGCCCCGACACCUUGCAAGCAGCCGGAGGUUCAGCACCCGAAGUUUGCAGCAAAGCGAAGGUGGACGUGUAGCAAACCUAAAAAUGUGCUCCGGGAACCUUCUCUAGGUCUCCCUGAGAAACUGAUGGUAGAACCUCCCUCAGCUUAUCCCAUAACACCAUCCAGUCCUCUGUAUACCAAUACAGACAGUCUUACUGUGAUUACUCCCAUCAAGAAGAAGAGGGGGCGACCAAAGAAACAGCCUUUGCUCACUGUCGAAACCAUCCACGAAGGAACGUCCACCAGCCCCGUCAGCCCCAUCAGUCGGGAAUUUCCUGGCACGAAGAAGAGGAAGAGGAGGAGGAACUUGGUGAAGUUAGCCCAGAUGGCCCCCGGGGAAGAUACUAACACUAUCAGUGAGCUGAAAUUUCACAAGAAGGUUGGCAAGCUUGGUGUUCUUGAUAAGAAGACCAUCAAGACCAUUAACAAAAUGAAGAGCCUCAAGAGGAAAAACCUCUUGAGCCAGAUCUUAUCUUGCUCAAGUAGCAUGGCUCUGAAGAUGAAAAUGCAGCCGCCAGCCAACACAGGGGCUCCCACCAUCGAUGCGAGACUAGGGAAGCAAAUAAACGUGAGCAAGAAGGGGACUAUCUACAUUGGUAAGAAAAGGGGGAGAAAGCCAAGAUCCGAACUUCAGCCUCCACUGGAAGACCCGAAGACAGCCAUGAAACAUUUGAGGCCCGUAUCCAGCCAGCCAGAAAACCCAGCAGUGCCUUCUACCUUGCAGUCCCUUGUGGCAUCAUCAUCAUCACCAGCAGCCGUCCAUCCGCUCUCGACGCAGUUAGUGGGCUCUAACGGCAGCCUUAGCCCUGCCAGCACUGAAAUGAAUUUUUCAGAGUUAAAGACUAUGCCAAAUCUACAGCCCAUCAGCGCUCUUCCCACAAAAACUCAGAAAGGAAUACACGGCGGGACUUGGAAGCUGUCCCCACCCCGGCUCAUGGCAAAUUCUCCUUCCCACCUUUGCGAUAUAGGUUCCCUGAAGGAGGUCACGCUGUCUCCGGUGAGCGAAUCCCACAGCGAGGAAACUAUACCGAGUGACAGUGGGAUCGGUACUGACAACAACAGUACGUCCGACCAAGCGGAGAAGACUUCGGAGUCUCGCAGAAGAUACUCAUUCGACUUCUGCAGCCUGGACAAUCCAGAGGUCCUUCAGUCCGACACCAGCACUAAGAACAGGCACAGUCACCGGCAGAAGCAUCUCAUCGUCGAUAACUUUCUCACUCAUGAGACUAUGAAGAAGCCAAAGCACAAGAGGAAGAGGAAGAACCUGCAGAACAGAGAUGACCUCCAGUUCCUUGCAGACCUGGAAGAGCUCAUCAGCAAGUUCCAAGUGUUCAGGAUUUCUCACCGCAGCUACACAUUUUACCACGAGAAUCCGUAUCCCAGCAUUUUCAGGGUUAACUUUGAUCACUAUUACCCUAUGCCAUAUAUCCAGUAUGACCCUUUGCUGUAUCUUCGCAGGACGUCCGACAUGAAGUCUAAGAAGAAGCGUGGUAGACCUGCCAAAACCAAUGACACCAUGACGAAGGUGCCUUUCUUACAAGGGUUUGGUUACCCUAUUCCCAGCGGGAGUUACUAUGCACCCUAUGGAAUGCCUUACACAUCAAUGCCUAUGAUGAACCUUGGCUACUACAGUCAGUAUCCUGCUCCUUUGUACUUGUCUCACACCCUCGGAGCAGCUUCCCCGUUCAUGAGGCCCACCGUGCCUCCUCCCCAGUUCCACGCAAGCUCCCACAUGAAGAUGCCCAAUACUGCCAAGCAUAAAGUGAAGCAUGGGGUCCACCUGCAAACACCGGUAGGGAUUGGCCUCGGGGAUGUGCAUUCUUCACUGACCUCUCCGAAGGCUGCAGGGACAAGCAUACCCAGUGGCCGACUUCACAAAAGGAAACACAAACAUAAGCACAAACACAAGGAUGAGCGGAUAUUGGGGGCUCACGACGACCUGAGCAGUCUCUUCGCAAGCAAGUCCACUGGCUUCACCAGCCAUUCGGUCAGUGACAGAUUAAACGUCUCAGACAAAGAGCUCUCCUUGCUGACGGAGAAGAGCAAGCAUAAGGAGAAACAGAAGCACCAGCAUUGUGAAACCAGUGGGCACAAGGUUUCCAAGAGCAACUUCGAAGUGGAUACCUUGUCUACGUUGUCUCUCUCUGACACCCAGCAGUGGGUGCAGAGCAAGGAUAAAAGUAACUCGAGCAAUGAUCCCAUGGACUCUUGCAUGAAGAGGUAUUCUGGGAACACUGACAGCAGCGCACGGUCCGAGUCCCUGGACGUCUUCGGCGAGAUGAAUUCCUUGAGCGAAAAGCGGGACAAUGAUGGGAGCAAAAGGAGGGGUUUCGAAGGGUUCGAAACAUACAGGGAGAAGGACCUUCAGACCUUCAGAACAAGCAGGAAGGACAGGAGCUGCUAUGACUCAUUGACAGCUUCAGGAAUUGCCGGUUCGCAUCUAAAAGUAGACCAGAGUUCACUUCAUAAUAAAAACGAGGGUUCUGCUUCUUCUGUGAUGACCCGUCGAAAACCAGCAUCUCUCGAUAGUGUUGUGAUGUCCUCAACCCCAGUAUUAUCUCUUUUACCGUCGUCAACGGCAGCCACCUCAGAAGCAGCCAACUCGCCGCUCAAGAAACGAUUCAAGCGCUGUGAGAUCGAAGCGAUCCAAUGCGAGGUGCGCAAGAUGUGCAACUACAACAAGAUCCUCUCCACCAAGAAGAACCUGGAUCACGUCAACAAGAUCCUGAAAGCCAAGCGGCUGCAGAGACAAUCAAAGACGGGCAAUAACUUUGUCAAGAAGCGGCGAGGGCGGCCACGCAAGCAGCCCCUCUCCUUCGACGAAGACUUCAGAGACCAAAUGCCAGUUUUGGAGAAAUGCGUCGACCUGCCUUGCAAACGGGGGCAAAGGUUUGCGCUGAACCCUUUGAUACUGGAACAAACAGCCAACAGCCACGAUACCAUCUCAGCCACCAUCGAGGCUGUGAUACACAUGGCCCGAGAGACGUCUCAGCCGCCCCCUCCGCCACCGCCUCCUCCUCCUUCACGGACGCCGAAAGCCGGGAAGAGGAAGAGCAAAGCGCAACAGCACGCAGGGGCAGAGGACGGAGUGAAGGUGAAAAGGCACCGGAAAACUAGAGGGUGUGAAAGCGAAGCCCUCCCCUAGUAAGAGACGUGGCCAAUCAAAAGACAGUGCUGGGUGGUUUAGCGCCCUGGGACCAAGGGACCAGGGUGCUGAGAUGGGCAGGUCCGCUUGGCAUCUUCCGCAGCAUCAGACUUGCUCUGUAUUUCAGUAGUGCAGCAGCCGUUAAAAAAAAAAAAUUGAGAUAGGAAUGACCAAUAAUAAUUACAAUAAUGACAAAACUUUGGCAUUAGCCCUUAGGUUAAUAGUGGGGGGAUUGGGUGCUGGGGGAGAUGUUCAAACCUAGCGAGUCCACCAGUUUUUGCAGAGUUUCUGUUAACAAAAAACCAGCUUUGUCGUUCUCAUGUCUCGGAAGGGAAAGAGGGAAGCAUCCCGCUUAAAGUCACCUGGCCGAACUGGCAGUAUCCCUGCUGCUAGGAUGGUCAGCAAGCUCUUACUUAGUAGGAGCUGUUCUGCCCCCUUUUUGCAGAUGCAUUGCAGGGAGAAAUUCACCACCACCACCAGCAGCAGCAGCAGCCUUUGGAGCCACUGCUGCUGCACGAAGGGGGGUGGGGGAUUGCACCCAUCAGAUUUCUGCAUGCUAUGCCACCUUUUAAGGCACAAGGGCACCCUCUGUCAAGGAACAAAGCUGGCCGCCCUCAGAGUGGAAAUUACCUUCACUUUUCAACAAAACAAAACAAAAAGUGUAAAUUCCUCAACUGUGCUCUUGGUUUUGAACUGCUUUGAAAGUAUUUGCAUUUUGUUUUAUAGAGGUUUGGGGUGUGGUUUUCUUCCUUCCUUCCUUUCUAGAAACUCUUGCCAGGCUCCAGGCAACUGAAUCGCUAACUCUUCAAUCUUAUAAUUUCCCUUCUCCCUCCCUGCACAAAAUAAUUUGCAAGUGGCAAGUAAUAUAGGCGAGAGAAGUGGAGCCCUUCCCUGCGGAACAAGGUGAAUCUCCAGUCACCAUCCAAAAUUGUAACCGAAUAGCGGAGCGCAUCCCAUAAAGGCGGGGGGGGGGAGCCAACUUUUCACUAAGAUGGUCUUCGCACUUGACCUCAUUGGUGGUUUAGUUUGACAGUAGAGCAAGGCAUGGGAUAUGUUAGCAAAGAACAGAAGGAAUGAAGGGGCAAUGUUACUCUGAAGAGGCAAGCGAUCUAGAAUGGAUAGGAGCCUGCGAAAAAAUUGCUGCCCAAGGGUAACUUGGAGCAAACGUUUUUGCAAGAUCUCAUCCGAGCAGUGUAGCAUGAUGCCUUGACUUGUUUUCCAAUAAUGAAAACAACAAAAGUCGUUUUUAAAAUAAUAGUAAUAAUAAUAAUUCAAAUAGAAUGAAGCCAGAGAAAGAAAUAUGUCACUAAAAUUAAAGUGUUCUUAUCUAAAAUUAUAAUAAUCUUACUGUUCAAAGGGUAUCACCACUGCUGUUGAGUUAAUGCCAUUUUGAACACUUCCCUCAACCCCCGUUGUGGUUGCCUUAAGAAACUGAAAAUAUUUUUUUUCCUUUGUACAUAAUGUAAUUAUAAAAAAAAGAAAAGAAAGGGGGAAAAUCAGUUUGCAUGGACACAAACUGUGUGUGACAAAUUGUCUCUUUAAAUCGUCAGUUUCAUUUGUCGGGUUAAAAUUCAAAGUGUAAUUUUAUCCACUUUUUAAGCUUAGAUAUACAUAUCUAUAUCUCAAGCAAGUUUCCAUACCAAAUCAAGUAACUCUUAUUUGUUUUUUGUUUUUUUGCUUUAAGCAAAGCUGUUCAGACUAAACACAAAUGUUGAAAAUACUAUUUCAUUGCAGCAAUAGUACUUUCUUUUUAAAAGAAAAAAAAAGGAAUGAAAGCUGUUGACAUAUUUAAAACCAGUACCUGACAAAUUCCUUUCCUCUCCUCCAUUACUUUCUCGUGUGAUAGAGAUACCUUAGUUGAGGUGCAACUUCUGCUAUCAGAAGUUCAUACUGGAGAAACAUGGGGAACUUAAUUCAGCGACACCCAAGCCAAUUUUUGAAUCUGGUAACUGAUAUCUAGCAGAGAAAAUUAUAAUCAGCAGAACACUUACGUUAAAAACAAACAAAAUCCUUACCCCUUUCCCUGGCCCUAAAACCUAUUUAAAUAUUUCCCACGGCUUACUUGCAAAUUGCCAUUGGAUGCAUCAGACUCUACGAAAUCUGGGUCUCCCCUUAACUAUGAAAAAAAGAAUUCAUGUACAUGUGAUGGAGCCUGCCACAAGCAUUGAAAAGAAUGAGGCGUUUCACCUGCAUGGGACACUCCUCUGCACCUAUUUUGAAUAGUAUUGGGGUACCAGAAACAUACAGGAUUAAGCCAUUGAGCAACACGCCACACAUAGUCAAUAAGAAUGAAUUUGGGGGGGGGGGGUUCAGGAGUCAGACCUGCUAGGUUGCACCAAUAGGCUUCCUCCCAUUUGUAAGACCCUUUUCAAACUUAACAUUUUCAAGUUUCAAAGCCGCUUCAGAAGGGUCUGUCCCCACUUUGCUCCAGUAAUUUACGGCUGUUUCUCCUUCCGCCACUUCCAAUCUGGCCUUGUACCCAUCUGCUUCUAGCUGUCCACACUCAUUGUCAUGGCAGCUUCUCAGUCAUUUGGACUGGCUUGACCAUCCCUUCUCCACCCAGUUGCCAUUCUGCCAUGAUGUAUAAAAACUCUUAGGCAAAGACCAUGCAAGAAUGCCUGGGAGACGGUGGGCAUUUUGCCCAUAUUUUCUUUCUUCCUUUCCUUCCUUCCUCACGGGGAAUAGUGCUUUGCCAUUUGCAAUUUCCUACAUUGCCAUGCAACCCAAAGCAAGUGUGUGCUUUGUGUAAUGCAAGAAUGGGGAGACGAGGGUGGAUCUGGUUCUCCAAAUGCGGAGAACGCAUACUGAAGUCCAGAUCAUGGCAGACAGUUACGGCGCCCCUCACUCCAUUCAGGUGUGUCUUGUUUUAUGGCAAGCCUGCACAAGUUCUGACUCACCAAGCCAAAUGCAGCCCAACGGCCAUGUACUUACUUGCAAACAGCGCUGAAGUGUCUCUUGCCAGACAGGCUACCAUGGUAUCAAUGGCCAAAAGCUACGGUUUGACUUGCUGGGUCACAAAUUGUGCAUAACUGUCACCAGCCCAUUAAACCCCCUUCAAAUUUGAUCAGGAAUACAGGAAGCCACCUCUUACCAAGUCUGACUUUUGGUCUAUCUAGCUCAGUAGAGGCUCUCCUGGAUUUCAGAUGGAGAAUCUCUCCCAGUUCUACCUGGAGAUGCCAAGGAUUGAAACCGGGACCUUCUGCAUGCAAAGCAGAUGCCCUGGCACAGAGAUUUGAGCCUUCCCAUUCGACCCACACAUGUUAGAAGGCAUUAACCCUAAUAUUGGAGGGGGGGACAUCUGAGCUAUUUAGUAUCAAGGAGCACUUGAGAUGUUGUGUAUCUGAUAACCACCACAGAUCCUUUCAGGCCAAAUCAGUUCCUGUUAGCUUUGUUUUUCUAGCAGAGUUACCCUUCACACACACACACACACACACACACACACACACACACACACACAUGCCUGUGAGUAGGUGCCAUGACAAUGCCAUCACAUGUUUUGGGUGAAUUUGGUAUAUACCUGCAAAAAACCGCUAUGGCAUUGGAGCACUUCAUAGAUCAAUUUUGUUAACUAGUACAUGCAGAGGUGGAAAAGCAACCUAGUAUACUACAGAAAUGGGGACACAGGACCAGCCACUGUUUUAUGCCAGGUGUACAGAGAGCGAGAGGCACGUCUUUGCCCUUGCAAAAUAUUUGAUGCCCUCCUGUAACCAUGCCCCACUCUUUGUCCAGGAAGGUUAUCUACAUUGGACUGAGCACUACAGAUCUUCCCCAUCCCAGCAGUGAUAAAGCAGACAAAGGGACACUAAUGGUGCAAUCCUAUGUGUGUCUGUUUAGAAGUCGCAUUGAUUUGAGUGGAACUUGCUUUCAGGAAAUCGUGUCUAGGACUGCAGCCUCAAGCUGCAAUUCUGGGCAUCCUUGCUGGGACUAAACCCCAUUGAACCCAAUGGGACUCGUUUCCACUUGAACAUGCGUAGAAUUGGACUACAGUGGUACCUCUACUUACGAAUUUAAUGUGUUCCGAACACACAUUUGCAAGUUGAAAAAAAUUGUAAGUCGAAUCCCAUAGGAAUGCAUUGGGAGAAAAAAAUUGCAAGCAACCCUAUCUAAAAAUUCGUAAGUAGAAAAAAUCCUAUCUAAACCGCAUCCAAGAUGGCGGACGGAGCUCCAUUUGUAAGUAGAAAAAUUCGCAAGUAGAGUUAUUUGUAAGUAGAGGUACCACUGUACAAAUGUCUGUCCAUCUUAGGCGCAAGUCUCAUUGGCCAACCAUCUUUAUAUUGCGUUUCAAGCUACUGCCAGCAUUUAACAACUGGGCUGCAAAACCCCUACCCAUUUAUGUUCCUCCUCUCUCGCCUCCCCCUCCCUCCAUUUAAAUGCUAUGAAAACAAAAGAUAUACCGCUUCCCAUGCAAUGAAUGAGCCACACUGAAGCCAUAGACUUUUAGCCAGUAUCCCAAACUUUCACAGCAGCCUGCAUGGGAUAGCUCUUGAGGGUAUUGCUUUCCCACGAGACUUUGCGAAACGAAACAUAAAAAUGAAGUGAGGAGACGCUGCGGCCCACAUAUCUAGCCUGACCAAUACCUAGCACACACUGCAACACAGUCUCAACCCAACCCUGUUCCCUCCAGAUUCCAUUAGAAACUGCUGUAAUAUUUGGGGCUCAGAGGCGUCACUCAUACAAGAGCAAGCUGAUGCUGUUAGAUGGCCACACAGAUUAGUGUUUUGUGUGUCGCAUAGCCUGUCCAUACAAUUAAAAAGCCACUGACAGAAAUAGUAAGAUAAAGGAAUGUGCUACAUUUAGAUUGCCCAGGAUUUAAUUUUUAGGGCUCAAGGCUGCACAACACUACACAAUCUUUGAACAAUGUGCUUUUUUAGAUAAAAGCAAAAAAAUUCACCCCCAUCCCUUCCAUUUCCUUAGUUGAGGAGAUGUUUUAAAUUCCCAAAACACAUCUGCCAGACCCAAGUGUUUCUUUGUUUUUCAAAUGUGAUGGGGGACAGGAGGCAGGUCUCUGGGUCUUGAUGCAGCUCUAUGUCUAAAGGCGCAUGCCAGCCUGUUCAGUAGGGCACAGAUAAGCAUUGGGAAUAUGCGCCAGGAGGUGCACAUGGAAAUCCCCAUGUGCGUGCAGACCCCCGCUCACGGGAUCAGGGCCAUGGUGUUCUUUCAGUGCAUCAGUGCAACCGAUUCUGCACUGCAGUUUCAAAGACCUCACUUAAGAUCUGUUUGAAGGGAAGGGCAAAGUUUGCCCACAGGAAUCAAUCUCAGUGAAAAUGGUGGUUGGAUAGACAUACCGAAAUAUUGCAACGUUGGAGUUUCACUGUCAAUAAUGUGACGGCGGAUGAAAAGUAUAAUCUUGCUUUAGAAACAGUAUGGUUCAUUGAUGACGCUUCUGUCUUGGGCCAUGAUAAAGAUGCGCCACAAUCUGUCCCCCACCUGCCCUGAUUCCCUCCCCCCCCCCCGAUUCAAAUGAGUUUGGAGGAAGUUAGAAUCUCAUGUAUUUUUUAUACAGCUCUGCAUUCUGGUAAGCACAUGCUCUCUUUUUCAGUUUUCCAGUGGGAAUGCCCUCCAGAGUGAGGUCUGUUUUGGACAUGUAGAUUGAGUGAUAUUUUCAACUGAGACAAAUCCCAUCCCUAAAAAAGCGAGGUGCCGCCAUUACUGAUUUACACCUCGAUCCUGUAUAUAAAUAUCUGCUGGUAUUUGGUUAGCCAGGAUCCUGGACUCGAUGGGCCUUUGGUCUGAUCCAGCAGGGCUCCAAUGAAAUCCUUAAUAUUGAGAUAGCAUCAUCGUUAUUUGAAAAUUUGUUGCCUCUGUUGGCUUUCCUCCAUUCAAGCAGUUUUAGCUUUUAAGGCAGAAAGUCUUUAGGAUUGGGUUGUUAAUCCAACAAGCACAUUUCAGCAAUGAUAUCUACAGAAGAUCUCUUCAUAAAAAGCCUGCCUAUAUAGUAAUAAAACAAGAAGUCGUUUAGAAGCUUGUUUUCCUCUUUCAAGUGGAUGGGGGAGAUUGAAAGAAAGGAGAGGGGAUGCCAGUUUUGUCAAUGGGAGGGAGUGGGGAACAGUACAAGCCCACGUCGUACGGUCUGUUUAUUUUUUUUAAUGCUGUUUCUUAAAUAGUAAUACUAAAUGCACACAAAGUGUUAAAUAUGUAUAUACUGUAUUUCAAAAUUAAAAAAAAAUCCUACAAAAACAAAUGGGGCACAAGAUUGUUCUAUAAGUCGUGCUGGCUACUUUUUAGUUUAUACUCAUAAGUGGUUUUUAAAAGCCUUUUUUAACGUGUAAUUUGCAUGUUCUACUUUGAUUGUAUGUAAACAUAUUUUAGAGCAAAAAAAUGUAUUUGUAUUUUAUUGAAUAUAGAGGCAAGACAAAAAAACUUGUACAUUUGUUUGAAAUGUUCUUUUUGUAACGGUUUUUAUUCAUGAAGCAUUUUUGUACAUUUAAAAAAAUGGAUACAGACUUGCUGUUAUUUGAGGGUUAGGUACAUCUGGCAUGCUAAAUUGUCAUGCUCUUUCAUGAUUUUAGAUGUUGGUUUUUAAACAUUUUUUUCUAAAAGGACGCUCCAGUCUUUUCGCUACCAGAUCAGGUUAGCACAGUAUAGAGCACUUAACUAUUAAAAAAAAAAUACCAGAAAAAGGGGGGGAAGUUAAUCCUAUUCAUAUGUUAUUCAUUGUGUGAAAUUAAAGGAAUUCAAAUCAG